Messenger RNA from Sorex fumeus (smoky shrew), 3139 nucleotides. It is a transcript of the gene EML4, whose product is annotated as EMAP like 4. Lineage: Eukaryota; Metazoa; Chordata; Mammalia; Eulipotyphla; Soricidae. Gene Ontology annotation, biological process: microtubule cytoskeleton organization. The coding region runs from base 103 to 3000 and encodes 965 amino acids. Gene Ontology annotation, cellular component: mitotic spindle. The record is from RefSeq and is a predicted model, not a curated record. Gene Ontology annotation, molecular function: microtubule binding. The transcript is spliced from 23 exons.
CCGGGCCGAAGGGCGACGCGCGGCGACGUGCGGCGGCCGGGGCGGGGGCCGGGCCGCGCGCGCGCCGGUGAAUGAAGGGCCCGCCCCGCGCUGCCCCGCAAGAUGGACGGGUUCGCCGGCAGCCUGGAUGACAGUGUCUCUGCGGCAAGCACCUCUGAUGUGCAGGAUCGCCUGUCAGCUCUUGAGUUACGAGUUCAGCAACAAGAAGAUGAAAUCACUGUGCUGAAGUCAGCUCUGGCCGAUGUUCUGAGACGUCUUGCGAUCACGGAAGACCAUGUCACCUCAAUGAGGAAGUCAGUGCCAAGCAAAGGUCCGCCAGGCCUUCGAGAAGCUAUUUCCAUGUCCUGUAUAACCAACGGAAGUAGUGGAGCAAACAGAAAACCAAGUCAUACGAGCUCUGUCUCUGUUGCAAAAAAAGAAACGCUCUCAUCUGCUGCUAAAAGUGGUACAGACAAAAAGAAAGAAAAACCACAUGGACAGAGAGAAAAAAAAGAGGAAUCUCAUUGUAAUGAUUCAAGUCCACAAACUCGAGCGCCACCUUCUCCCCAGCCCUCUUCACAGCCUCACCAAACACACAGGCAGACUCAAGAGAGCAAGAAUUCUACUCCCACCAAAAGCAUUAAACGACCAGCAACGACUGAAAAGUUACAUAAUUCAUGGGAAAAUUCAGAUGAGAGUCGUAAUAAAUUAUUGAAGGCUGUUCCAACAUCAAAAUUAAUAUCUAAAAUUAUAAAAAACACAGACAAGCACAAAGAUGUCAUCGUCAACCAAGAGGGAGAGUAUGUUAAAAUGUUUAUGCGAGGUCGGCCCAUCACAAUGUUCAUCCCGUCGGACGUGGACAGCUACGACGACAUCCGGACCGAGCUGCCUCCUGAGAAGCUUAAGCUGGAAUGGGCAUACGGCUAUCGAGGCAAAGACUGUCGCGCUAACGUCUACCUUCUCCCCACCGGGGAGAUGGUGUACUUCAUAGCGUCAGUGGUGGUUCUCUUUGACUACGAGGAGAGGACGCAGCGCCACUAUCUGGGCCACACGGACUGUGUGAAAUGCCUUGCUAUCCAUCCUGACAAAAUUAGGAUUGCCACAGGACAGAUAGCUGGAGUGGAUAAAGAUGGAAGGCCUUUGCAACCCCACGUCAGAGUGUGGGAUUCAUUUAGUCUGUCCACACUGCAGAUCAUUGGACUUGGAACUUUUGAGCGUGGAGUAGGCUGCCUGGACUUUUCGAAAGCAGAUUCGGGCACUCAUCUGUGUGUCAUUGAUGACUCCAACGAACACAUGCUCACUGUAUGGGACUGGCAGAGAAAAUCCAAAGCAGCAGAAAUAAAGACAACAAAUGAAGUUGUUCUGGCUGUGGAAUUCCACCCAACAGAUGCAAACACCAUAAUAACCUGUGGUAAAUCCCAUAUAUUUUUCUGGACCUGGAGUGGCAAUUCUCUAACAAGAAAACAGGGAAUUUUUGGGAAAUACGAGAAGCCCAAGUUUGUGCAGUGCUUGGCGUUCCUGGGGAACGGAGACGUGCUCACCGGGGACUCGGGCGGCGUCAUCCUCAUAUGGAGCAGGACGGCCGCCGAGCCCGCGGCCGGGAAGGGGCCCAAAGGCGUCUACCAGAUCAGUAAGCAGAUCCGAGCCCACGACGGCAGCGUGUUCACGCUCUGCCAGAUGCGGACUGGGGCGCUGCUGACCGGAGGGGGGAAGGACCGGAAGAUCAUCCUGUGGGAUCACAGUCUGAGCCCCGAAAGGGAGAUCGAGGUCCCUGAACAGUACGGAACCAUCCGAGCUGUGGCCGAGGGAAGGGCAGACCAGUUUCUAGUGGGCACGUCGCGGAACUUCAUCUUGCUGGGCACUUUCAAUGACGGCUUCCAGAUAGAAGUGCAGGGCCACACAGAUGAACUUUGGGGUCUUGCCACACACCCGUUCAAAGAUUUGUUUCUGACAUGUGCUCAGGACAGACAGGUGUGCAUGUGGAACUCGGUGGAGCACAGGCUGGAGUGGACUCGGCUUGUGGAUGAACCAGGACAUUGUGCAGAUUUUCACCCCAGUGGCUCAGUGGUGGCCAUAGGAACACACUCGGGCAGGUGGUUCGUUCUGGAUGCGGACACGAGAGACCUGGUGUCCAUCCACACGGACGGGAACGAGCAGCUGUCUGUGGUGCGCUACUCCGCGGAUGGCGCCCUCCUGGCCGUGGGGUCACACGACAACUUCAUUUACCUCUAUGCAGUCUCGGAAAACGGAAGAAAGUACAGCAGAUACGGGAAGUGCUCUGGCCAUUCCAGCUACAUCACACACCUGGACUGGUCCCCAGACAACCAGUUCAUCAUGUCCAACUCGGGAGACUACGAGAUCCUGUACUGGGACAUCACACACGGCUGCAAGCUCAUGAGGAACCGCUCUGACUGCAAGGACAUUGACUGGACCACGUACACCUGCGUGCUGGGCUUCCAGGUCUUUGGGGUCUGGCCAGAAGGGUCGGAUGGGACCGACAUCAACGCGCUGGUGCGCUCCCACAACAGGAAGGUCAUCGCCGUGGCCGACGACUUCUGCAAGGUCCACCUGUUCCAGUACCCCUGCUCCAAGGCCAAGGCGCCCAGCCACAAGUACAGCGCCCACAGCAGUCACGUGACCAACGUCAGCUUCACCCACGACGACAGCCACCUCAUCUCCACCGGCGGGAAGGACAUGAGCAUCAUCCAGUGGCGGCUGGUGGAGAAGAUGUCCCUGCCGCCCGGCGAGCCCGUCCCCGCCGACCCUCCCCCCGCCAGAGCCCCCGAGAGCCAGAGCCCCCCGCUGCCCGCCGCGCCCCUGAGCGAGGCCACCGAGGAGCCCCGCAGCUCCCCUGCCCCCCUGGAGAACAGCCUGGAGCUGCCCGCGGGGCCUGGCGAGGCCCCCAGUGAGGGGCAGAGCGAAGAGGGGAGCGAGGACCUGGUGGAGGAAGCCGGGUGCGAGGAGGCGCCGGGGGCAGCCACCGCCAGCCCAGACCCCGGGGAGCCGCGUCCGCUGCCCUGACCGCGCCGAGGCCAGGGACAGUUCGGAGAGCCAGGCCCAGGGGCUGGGCCGAGAAGACGGCCCCGACCCGCUCUCCGAAGUGACCACUGCGGGUGGUGUGAAGACUGGAACGGGCGCAGCUGCGUGACGUGAGGUGCCU